Pteropus alecto (black flying fox) is the source of this 4370-nucleotide messenger RNA. Its product is annotated as tripartite motif-containing protein 47. Gene Ontology annotation, molecular function: zinc ion binding; protein binding. The transcript is spliced from 13 exons. NCBI's taxonomy places the organism in Eukaryota, Metazoa, Chordata, Mammalia, Chiroptera, Pteropodidae. Gene Ontology annotation, biological process: positive regulation of autophagy. The record is from RefSeq and is a predicted model, not a curated record.
CCUGAGGGUGUCAGGGGUCCUGUGAUCCUGUGGCUGAAGACAGGUACAGAAGAAGAAAAGCAGUCCAUGGCCUUGGCUGCUCCCACAGCCCCGAGCAUCAGUCCCUUGCUGGCUGUUCGCAGUGUGCUGCGGGCUCCUGGCCGGGGCCAGCGGAUGCUCUGAAUAAGGGGGCCUGUCAGAUGGGCGUCCGCAGGCCUCACACCUCUGGGCACAACCCUGCUGGGAGCCCAGAAAGCCCUUUGUCCUUCACUGGAUAGUUAGGGUAUUUCUUUCUCCCCCCUGAGGUAAAGACUGCCCAGUAGCCAGUCACGAGAUUUGUGCACCUUUUCCAGGGAAAGAAACGACAUGUUUACAACACAAGGCAUGGUGCAGCAGCCCAGCGAGAGGGCAUCCUGCCUCAAAAUUAGGCUGGCUUGUUUAGAAAGAGUUAACCCUCCAGCUGGUCCUGGCCCAACACACUGCCCCAUGGGUGGGUUAGUGAUCCAGAGCCCUCUGCUCAGCUGCUAGAGAGUCACCGCUUUCCAGAACAGCCUAGACCUGCAAACAAGGAACUCGCCAGCAGAGGGCGGGCACGGGAGGGCAUCUGGACUCCAAGUGCCGCUCUCGGGUUUCCAUUAAGGGAUAUGAAAAACACGACUGGUUUGUCUCUUGGUGACCAGAAAUGCCCACCUCACUGUUUCUGCCUGGCCUAGAGAAGGGAGACACCCCGAUCUGACAAAUGCCUGAGACUCAGCUCAAGGAGGAAGUGCAGCAGAGCAGCUUGGGUCGGGAGAACGCAUUUAAUGAGUACUAGCUGUGUGGCCCCUGCUCUCAUCGCCAGGCCUGCGCUCCUCCCCGCCGCACCUGCCGGGCUCACGGUCCCUUUAAGAGGCCGGGACAUUCCGCGGCGCGGCUCGGGUCCGCCCUCCGCCCGCAGCCAACAUGGCCACGUCGCUGCUGGAGGAUAAGCUGACCUGUUCCAUCUGCCUGGGACUCUACCAGGACCCGGUGACCCUGCCCUGUGGCCACAACUUCUGCGGGGCCUGCAUCCGGGACUGGUGGGGCGGCUGCGAGAAGGCGUGCCCCGAGUGCCGGGAGCCCUUCCGCGACGGCGCCGAGCUGCGCCGCAAUGUGGCGCUCAGCGGAGUCCUGGAGGUGGUGCGCGCCGGGCCCGGCCCCAGCCCGGACCCCAGCGCGUGCUGCCCCCAGCACGGGCGGCCGCUCGAAGUCUUCUGCCGCACCGAGGGCCGCUGCGUGUGCAGCGCGUGCACCAUGAGCGAGUGUCGCCUCCACGAGUGGGUGCUGCUGGACGCUGAGCGCCGGGAGCGCGAGGCUCGGCUGAGAGCCAUGCUGGAAGUCACCCAGCAGCAGGCCACCCAGGCGAAGAGCCAGCUACAGGAGCUGCAGCAGCAAAGCAGCCAGAUCCAGAACUCAAUCUGCACCCUGGCUUCCAUGGUCUCUGCCAAGUUCAGCUGCCUGCUGCAGGCCUUGGAGAUGCGUCGGAUAUCGGCACUGAGGGACAUCGAAGUGGCCAAGACACAGGCUCUGGCGCAGGCCCGGGACGAGGAGCAGCGAAUCCAGGGCCACCUGGAGGCUGUGGUUCAUUCUGACCGCAGGAUCCGGGACCUCCUGGAGCAUUCGGAUGACCAAACAUUUUUCCAGGAAUCACAGCUCCUCGUGCCCCCGGGGCCACUCGGGCCACUGACUCCCCCACAGUGGGAUGAGGAUCAGCAGCUGGGUGGCCUGAAGGAGUCCCUGAGCCAGCUUUGUGACCUUCUCCUGGACAAGGAGGGCCCCCCCGAAGCACUAGCUGAGGCAGCUGACUUGGGUCCCAUGGAGGCCCCAGGUCCCCGGGCACCCGUCCUGAGCCUGAUUUGUCCACUGAGGAGGAAACUUUGGCAGAAUUACCGAAACCUGACCUUUGAUCCGGACAGCGCCAACCGCCACCUCUACCUGUCUCGGCAGGACCAGCAGGUGAAGCACUGUCUCAAGCCGCGGGGCCCGGCCAAGCCAGGCAGCUUCGAGCUCUGGCAGGUGCAGUGUGCCCAGAGCUUCCAGUCCGGGCGGCACUACUGGGAGGUGCGCACGUCCAACCACUCGGUGACCCUGGGCGUCGCCUACCCAGAACUGACGCGGCUCAGGCAGGGACCCCACACAGACAACAUCGGCCGGGGGCCCCACUCCUGGGGGCUCUGCAUUCAGGAGGAAGGCGCCCAGGCCUGGCACAACGGGGAGGCCCGGCGCCUCCCGGCGGUGUCGGGGAAGCUCCUGGGCGUGGACUUGGACCUGGUCUCUGGCUGCCUCACCUUCUACAGCCUGGAGCCCGAGGCCCAGCUCCUGCACACCUUCCAUGCCAUCUUCACCCGGCCCCUCUACCCCAUCUUCUGGCUCCUAGAGGGUAGGACCUUGACCCUUUGCCAUCGGCCUGAGGCCAAACCCUAUUCAGGUCUCCAGGAAGAGGCUUCGGGUCUCAGCGCGCCCGGCCCGCCGCCCAGUGCCCUGGAGCCAUCGGCUCCCUGCGCGCCGGAGCCGUGGCCUGAGGGCGAAGAACCGGUGCGCUGUGAUGCGUGCCCGGAGGGCGCCGCCCUGCCUGCCGCGCUCUCCUGCCUCUCCUGCCUCGCCUCCUUCUGCCCGGCGCACCUGGGCCCGCACGAGCGCAGCCCCGCGUUACGCGGACACCGCCUGGUGCCGCCGCUGCGCCGGCUGGAGGAGAGCCUGUGCCCGCGCCACCUGCGGCCCCUGGAGCGCUACUGCCGCGGGGAGCGCGUGUGCCUGUGCGAGGCCUGCGCCACCCAGGAACACCGGGGCCACGAGCUCGUGCCGCUGGAGCAGGAGCGCGCGCUCCAGGAGGCGGAGCAGCCCAAAGUCCUGAGUGCCGUGGAGGACCGCAUGGAUGAGCUGGGCGCUGGCAUUGCACAGUCCCGACGCACGGUGGCCCUCAUCAAGAGUGCGGCCGCGGCGGAGCGGGAGAGGGUGAGCCGGCUGUGUGCGGAGGCUGCAGUCGCCCUGCAGAGGUUCCAGACUGAGGUGCUUGGCUUCAUUGAGGAGGGCGAGACCACCAUGCUGGGCCGCUCACAGGGCGACCUGCAGCGGCGGGAGGAGCAGCGCAGCAGGCNCCCCCGCUGGGAGGAGCUAAGGCCAGCAGGGCCUUAAUGGGCAUUUAUUUAUCUGGCACAGGAGCUCCUGGCACUCAGGCUGGCCCUGGAGGAGGGGUGCGGCCCUGGGCCUGGUCCCCCGAGGGAGCUCAGCUUCACUAAGUCAUCCCAAGCUGUGAGGGCAGUGACAGAGGUGCUGACCGCAGCCUGCGCCAACCAGUGGGAGCAGCUGCGGGGGCUGAGCCGUGAUGAGGACGGGCUGCAGAAGCUCAGCACGGAAGCAGAUGCUGAGUCCCAGGACCCUGACAGCACUGGCCAGCUGGAGAGUGAGGCGCCCAGGGAUUACUUCCUCAAGUUUGCCUACAUUGUGGACCUGGACAGCGACACGGCAGACAAGUUUCUGCAGCUGUUUGGAACCAAAGGUGUGAAGAGGGUACUGUGUCCCAUCAACUACCCUGAGUCGCCCACCCGCUUCACCCACUGCGAGCAGGUGCUGGGCGAGGGCGCCCUGGACCGGGGCACCUACUACUGGGAGGUGGAGAUCAUCGAGGGCUGGGUCAGCAUGGGGGUCAUGGCUGAAGACUUCUCCCCACAAGAGCCCUACGACCGGGGCCGGCUUGGCCGCAAUGCCCACUCCUGCUGCCUGCAGUGGAAUGGACGCAGCUUCUCCGUCUGGUUCCAUGGGCUGGAAGCGCCCUUGCCUCACGCCUUCUCGCCCACGGUCGGGAUCUGCCUGGAAUAUGCCGACCGAGCCCUGGCCUUCUAUGCCGUGCGGGAUGGCAAGAUGACCCUUCUGCGGAGGCUGAAGGCCACUCGGGCCCGCCGGAGCGGCCCCCCGGCCUCCCCCAUUGACCCCUUCCAGAGUCGCCUGGACAGCCACUUUUCAGGGCUCUUCACAAGCAGGCUAAAGCCUGCCUUCUUCCUGGAGAGUGUGGACGCCCAUCUGCAGAUCGGGCCCCUCAAGAAGUCCUGCAUCUCUGUGCUGAAGAGGAGGUGAUGCAGGGGGCCUGGGGCGGCUGUCUCAGCUCGUGGGACGCCCGCCUCUCCGCGCCCCCCACUUGCCCCAGAGAAGGCACCAGCCUUGGAGUCGCACACAUCCCCUGCCAUCUCAUUUGUAGAGGCGUCUCCCUUCCCUAUGCUUCCACCUCCCAGGAAGGAGGUUCCCCAGACCCCUUCCAGUGACCCUGUUUCGGGAGAGAGCAGCACAGCUGGGACAGAUCCAGGCUACCCCUCCUUUUCCAGUUCCUAGGACAGUGCCUGGCACAUAGUAGGUGCUCAAUAAACGUGUUGAAUGCA